Messenger RNA from Xenopus laevis (African clawed frog), 3126 nucleotides. RefSeq names its product TLC domain containing 4 L homeolog (gene tlcd4.L). NCBI's taxonomy places the organism in Eukaryota, Metazoa, Chordata, Amphibia, Anura, Pipidae. Gene Ontology annotation, biological process: lipid homeostasis. The record is from RefSeq and is a predicted model, not a curated record. Gene Ontology annotation, cellular component: membrane; endoplasmic reticulum. Bases 412 to 1200 code for a protein of 262 amino acids. The transcript is spliced from 7 exons.
AGACAGGAUGCAGCAGCAGCAUCUCCCAGUCCUGCUGUAACAACCUGCCAGUUCUCAAGCACUGCCUCUAGUCUUUCACUGCAGCGCGACCCUGGCCGGCACACUAGGGGUUAAGCCCUGCUGUAACUCGAUCUGGCCUCUGCUGCACAGGCUCUAUAGCGAUACUCACUACCCAAGCUUCUCUCACAGCAUCUCCAGCCUAGCUCGGAUCGCCUCCAUUUCUGCUAGGCUCUGACACAGAAUCCCGGCAGGAACGUAUUGGCUUCCCGCUGAGCUUCUGCGCCUUCAAACCCUCCCCCUUCCCGGUCCAGUAAUGAGAGCAGCCAGCAUGGAUAUCGGCAGCUAGACACAAGCUGAGGGGCUGCGGAUGAGCCCACUUACAGCUGCACACGGGCCUGCAUGUAGGUUACCAUGGCUAGCUUUAGUCCUCUGACUGUCUUUAUCUCAGUGACAAGCAUAGCAGUAUUUCAGUUCCUGUUUCAUGUUGGAAGCUCUUGGCUCUCUGCACGUUUAACUGGUGGUUUCAGCAAGCUGAGUGCAAAGCAGAAGAUUGAAUGGAAUUCUAGGACAGUGUCCUCAUUCCAUGCUUUGGUGGUUGGAUGUUUCUGCUUGUAUAUUUUAGUGUACGAUGAUGCUGUUAAUGCUAACCCUGUUUGGGGUGAUCCCUUCAUGGUCAAGCUGAAUGUUGCAGUAACCUCAGGCUACCUCAUUUCAGACCUGUUGCUCAUUAUUUAUUACUGGAAGGAGAUCGGUGAUAAAUAUUUUGUGACACAUCACUUGGCAGCUCUAUAUGCUUACUACUAUGUACUGGGUGAAGGAAUGUUGCCAUAUUUUGGUAACUUUCGCCUAAUUGCUGAAUUUUCUACACCUUUUGUUAAUCAACGGUGGUUUUUCGAAGUUUUGGGAUAUUCCAAAUAUUCUCUCUCUAACAUGGUAAAUGGUGUUCUGAUGACAAUCUCCUUCUUUAUUGUAAGAAUAGCAGUCAUACCAAUCUAUUAUGGUCGCGUUUUUUCCACCUUUGGCACAGAGGCAUUUUACAGACUGGGGCUUGGUGCCCAGUGCGCAUGGAUCAUCUCAAGUGUAUCACUGGAUAUUAUGAACGCUAUGUGGAUGAUAAAAAUUGCAAAAGGGUGCUACAAAGUUCUCUACCACAGAGAUGGGAAAUCGACCAGAACACAGAAUAAUAGAAAACUUGAGUAGAAAACAAAGAUAUGUGUAUUUUGUCUUCCAACCAGCAUUUGUUUGGGAAUCCCCCAAGGACCUGCAUGUUUUUUUUCUGCCAUAAAUACAAGAGACUUCAAUAAUUACCUUUUUGUAAGUGCUAUUUUGCACCCCUUCAGCACUUCCACAAUAACCGUAUUCCAAAGAAGAAGCAACAUAUUUUCUUCUAUACUUUUUUUUUUUUUUUUUUUCAAACCACAACCGUUUUAUUGGAAUCAUUUUUUUGAACAUGAGUUUAACACUGGUGCCCUUCAAACAAAACAUGAAAAAAAGCCUUGUGCCUCUGGGUAUACAAAUCUUAAAGAUAGACUGACUGGUUGAGGGCAGGGGGCUAUUUAAAUACAGGUUUGAUCAUUCCUACAGCAACUACCCCUUUGCAAUCGAAGCAAACGGUUUGUCAUAAAUUGACGGCGAUCACAGCUUAAUCGUUUUCCCAUAGCUGUAAUCUUUUAAUUUUGUCAUGUGCAAAUGUUUAAUUUUAUCCAUGUCCACACAAAAGUUUGUGCUUCUGUAUAUGUGAACGUCUAAUGAUGGGUUGUAGUCUUAUAAUUUAGUUUUUUUAUGAAUUUGUGUCAUGUGCAAAAGUGCGAUUUUAUCCAUGACCACACAGAAAUAUGAAAAAGGAACGCUUGUGCUUCUGUGUAUGCAGAUCUCUAAUUAUGGACUUGUGGAUGUUGGUGGCUGAGGUUUUUUUUUUGACCAGUCCAAAUACAGGCCUGAUCGUUCCUGCAGCAGUUACUUAUUUGAAACCAGAGCUAUCCAUUUACAGAUGUAUCAUAGCUCAACAUGUUUUCAAGGAACUGUAAAAAAAAAAAAAUAAUGGUGUAAAUAAAAAUUAUCGAGGUUUUGGAAGACAGAAUUGAGUGAGACAAGACCAGCGCCGAUAUACAUUACACUGACCAGAAGAGUUUUUUCUUUUAAAAAAGAAAACCACAUGGUGCCUCAAAAUUGAAGGUUGCCAGAAUUUUGCUAUUGCAUUAAGUGACAAAGACUAAAACUUAAUAUUAACAGGCACAAGGUUUUCCAGUAGAUUUAUUCAAUUAUAAUGAAGAAUUGACUAUAUAAUUUGCCUUGACAAAUAUCCCAUAACCAAGACUGAAAUGUGUGACUGAAAGGUUGGGAAGGUCACAAUAAUUAUGUGAAGCACCUGUAUCAUGAAUCAUUUAUUAGGCAUUGGUACAUCCUCAGAGGAUAUUUGAAAAACUGAAAAUACAUAUUAGGGACUGGGUACUUCUACCAGGCAGUUAAAAAUAUUCUUCACUCAGGUUUUUUUUUAUAGUGUUUCUUUUUUUGUCUACACUUCAGGAAUCUGUAAAGUUGCAGUGAAGCUAAUCCUGGCAUGCUCAGUCAUUGCAUUCUGCUGACCUAAAUCAUUUAUACUGGUUUGCAUUUUUAAUGACUUUCUCCUUGGGUUUAGUUACAUUGGUGAGUCAGUAAAAGCACCAUCACCCUCUUAGAAUUAUUUAAUUGCCUCUUGCAUGGGCAGGUGUUUCAGUUCUGAUCUGAUGAGAAAAGUCCUUGAAAUAUACAUAUAUAUUCAGCCUUCAAUAAUUGAUUUAAAUAUAUUACACUUUUCCCAGAGUGCUGUUUUUUUCAGCAAAAUGCACCAAUAAAGACAUGCUUGAUAUUUUUGUGUCAGAACACAAAAGAAUGAUUUAUUUUUUUCCUAUAUACCUAUAGGAGGGCAAUACAUACGCAUCAGAGAUCUUAUUUUCUUAAUCUACUAAUGUCUGAAAACAGCGUUGCUUGAAAGCAAUUGACUGUGACAUUUUGAAGGAUUAAAUCUUAUUUUUGUCAAAGCUGCUUCACAACAGGGCUGCUCCAAGGUCUGUAUUUGAGUUAAGCCCUUUCAAGAUUUCCUAUGCUAUUUUGAAUAUGAAUGCAAUAAAAUUUUCUCUGAACCGG